GCGGCCAUUUUGCCGUGAGACAGCAGGGAGCUGGAGUGGUACGAUGUUGCUCUCCGCAGCCCGGUACGCGGCCUCCAGGCCGGGGAUGGAAGAGGAGCUCAACGCGCCCGUGCAGUACCGCUUCUCGCCCUACACCUUUAACGGAGGGACUGUGUUGGCAAUUGCUGGAGAAGACUUUGCUAUUGUUGCCUCUGACACACGACUGAGUGAAGGUUAUGCAAUUCACUGCCGGGACAGUCCAAAAUGCUACAAACUAACAGAUCGAACGGUCAUUGGCUGCGCUGGUUUCCAUGGGGACUGCCUCACCCUUACUAAAAUUAUUGAAGCAAGAUUAAAGAUGUACAAGCAUUCCAAUAACAAGACGAUGACGACUGGGGCUAUUGCAGCAAUGCUGUCAACAAUUCUGUAUUCUCGACGAUUCUUUCCUUACUAUGUUUACAACAUAAUCGGUGGACUUGAUGAAGAAGGCAAGGGAGCAGUAUAUAGCUUUGAUCCAGUGGGCUCAUACCAGAGAGAUACUUACAAAGCGGGUGGAUCAGCAAGUGCUAUGCUGCAGCCCUUGCUUGAUAACCAGAUUGGCUUCAAGAACAUGCAGAAUGUGGAGCACGUGCCUCUGACCCUGGAAAAGGCUUUGCAGCUGGUUAAAGACGUCUUUGUUUCUGCUGCUGAGAGAGAUGUGUACACAGGGGACGCACUUAAGAUUUGCAUUGUCACAAAAGAUGGAAUUAAGGAGGAAAGUGUCCAGUUACGAAAAGACUAAUUCAUUUUGCUUAUAAACCCCUCCCUAAUCUAUGCUGUAUGUUUUACCUGUAUUAUGAAGACGUUUGCCAUAUUAAAUUUUUUCCAAGAAAUUCA
Merops nubicus (carmine bee-eater) is the source of this 855-nucleotide messenger RNA. RefSeq names its product proteasome (prosome, macropain) subunit, beta type, 1 (gene PSMB1). Lineage: Eukaryota; Metazoa; Chordata; Aves; Coraciiformes; Meropidae. The transcript has 6 exons. The record is from RefSeq and is a predicted model, not a curated record. Bases 44 to 760 code for a protein of 238 amino acids. Gene Ontology annotation, cellular component: proteasome core complex.